Molecule: messenger RNA, 1995 nt
Organism: Dendronephthya gigantea
Lineage: Eukaryota; Metazoa; Cnidaria; Anthozoa; Malacalcyonacea; Nephtheidae
Exons: 4
Coding region: 123-1658 (511 amino acids)
Source: RefSeq, a predicted model, not a curated record
CAACUAAUAAUAAAAAAAGAGCCACCUUGACUGCUGGAUAUCUACACAUUUCAGGUACUGAUGUAACAGACGCCUCCUACCGGUACAUAACUCGGCCAAAACACGACGACUUUAAAUUUACGAUGAGCGACCCGAUUCCGAUCACUUCUUUUCGAAACUUUCCUGUGCGUCAUGAAUUUAUAGAGCUGCUGUUAAAACUUCAAAAUGGAGAGGAGUUGAAAGAAUAUCUGAUGCAAGUAAUUCCAAGAGAGGAAAUUUUGUCGAGACCAUCGCCACCAUCCGAGCUAGACCUGAAUGUCCUCAUUAUUGGUAUUGACUCAAUCUCAAAUGGCCAUGCACAGCGAAAACUUCCAAAAUCCUACAACUAUAUUCGUGAUGUUCUUAAAGGAUACAUAUUUAUGGGACAUAGCGUGGUAGGGGAUGGUACUACGGAGCAAUUAGCAGCAUUUUUAACGGGGAAAGGAGAACAAGAGUACAAAGAAUCAAGACGAGGAAAACCAAAAGCCAAGCCUGUGGAUGAUUGGAAUUGGAUAUUCAAAAAAGCCAAAGCACACGGUUAUGUGACAUCGUACUGUGAAGACAUGCCAAAAGUUGGAACUUUUCAAUACAGACUUCUUGGAUUUCAGGAUCCGCCGACGGAUUUUUACCCACGGCCAUUUCUUUUGGCAGCACACAGUGCAACGUAUUCCAGAAGAAAUCCACAUUGUUAUGGUAGCGAGAAAAUAUAUAAUUACAAUCUGGACAUCACAAGGAAAUUUUACGAACAAUAUCCUGAACGAAAGAAAUUCCUCUUCCACUUUCCAGCUGACUUAUCACAUGAUGACUUUAAUUCCGUACAACUAAUGGACAAUGAUUUACUACAGUUGCUGACGGAGUUCAACAGAAAAGGAUAUUUAAAUAACACCUUACUGAUAGUAUUAGGUGACCAUGGUGCGAGAUUUGGUGACUUCAGGCAGACACUGCAAGGAAAGUUAGAGGAAAGACUUCCAUUUUUUUCCAUGACAUUUCCAAGAUGGUUCAAGCGUAAAUACCCAAAAGUAGCAAGGGAUCUGAAGACCAAUACACAACGAUUGACAAGUUGGUUCGACGUUUACGCGACGUUCAAUCAUUUGUUUGAGUACCCCAAGAAGCCGGAGAGCCCCAAACACGCAAUAAGCCUUCUGACUGAAAUACCACUGGAGCGUUCAUGUAAAGAUGCAAACAUUCCCGAACAUUGGUGCCCGUGUGUGCACUGGUCAGCAGUCGAAAGUCAGCACGACCAUUUACAGAAAGCUGCGCUGUCAGCAAUUGACCAUAUCAACGAGCUGAAUUUUAAAGAGCAUUUGGGGGCAAAAAAAUGCUCACGACUUAGUUUAUAUAGAUUAAACCGAGCAGAGGUGGAGAUGCCGGCUGCGCAUGUGCUCAGGUUUCGCAGGUCGGGAAGAGAUGGUUAUGAACCACAGUUUUCUAGCAGUAGUAUCCGAGCGAAAGAUCGCUGUAGUUAUCAGAUAUCAUUUGUUACGCUUCCGAGCUAUGGCGUGUUCGAAGCAAGCGUACAUUAUGUGUACGGCAGGUUCCUUGUCAAGGGAAGUAUUAGUAGAAUUAACAAAUAUGGCGAUCAGCCAAAAUGCAUAGAACAUCUAUUGCCGCAUUUAAGAAAAUACUGUUAUUGCACAUGAAUCCGUAUCUUAGUAUACCUGUAUAUUGGUGUACCACCUUAAGCCAGUUUCCACUAGCGAUAUUUUUCGCACGAAGCGACUUUCCUUCUUUGUAUUUGAGCAAUUCGUUCCAGAUAGUCGCAGUUGAGAGCUCUGAAACAAAAGUAAAAUGUCGCUCCGCGCGAAAAUUAUCGCGCAGUUUUGACAAAAAGGGAAAUGCCCUGGGAACGAGGUUGAGCAAAUGCACGUAAGGCGAUUUCACGCAGAUAAAGUUGUUGUAAGAUUGUAAUAUUUCGCAAAUCGCCGAUAUUUUCUUGCUAUAGGCUGGAUUUCCACUAACACAGAAAUUAUACUGUAC